Molecule: messenger RNA, 2039 nt
Organism: Mandrillus leucophaeus (drill)
Lineage: Eukaryota; Metazoa; Chordata; Mammalia; Primates; Cercopithecidae
Gene: PAQR6
Product: progestin and adipoQ receptor family member VI
Exons: 9
Coding region: 300-1325 (341 amino acids)
Cellular component (GO): membrane
Molecular function (GO): signaling receptor activity
Source: RefSeq, a predicted model, not a curated record
UGUUCCCUGGCUCCCCUUUGUCUCCCCACUCCCCGCCCAGGCCUGGCCCCUCUCCUCCAUCAGCCUGGCUGGCAGCAGCCUCGGACUCCGCCCGUGGAGCCCUGGGCCUGCUGACCCACCAGCUUAGGAGCACCCGCCAAGCUCUGGCAGGGUCUCCAGCACCCAUCUCAGGGGCAGAGGCUGGGGGGUGACUGCUGGUGCAAGCCCCAGAGUGCAUGCAGCAAAAACACGGAUGCAUUGCUGGUGGCAGGAAGAGGAGGGACUAGGCUCUAGAGUCAACGUGGAGGUGCCAGGCCACCAUGCUCAGUCUCAAGCUGCCCCAACUUCUUCAAGUCCACCAGGUGUUCUGGGAAGAUGGCAUCAUGUCUGGCUACCGCCGCCCCACCAGCUCGGCUUUGGACUGUGUUCUCAGCUCCUUCCAGAUGACCAACGAGACGGUCAACAUCUGGACUCACUUCGUGCCCACCUGGUACUUCCUGUGGCGGCUCCUGGCGCUGGCGGGCGGCCCCGGCUUCCGCGCGGAGCCGUACCACUGGCCGCUGCUGGUCUUCCUGCUGCCCGCCUGCCUCUACCCCUUCGCGUCGUGCUGCGCGCACACCUUCAGCUCCAUGUCGCCCCGCGCGCGCCACAUCUGCUACUUCCUGGACUACGGCGCGCUCAGCCUCUACAGCCUGGGCUGCGCCUUCCCCUAUGCCGCCUACUCCAUGCCGGCCUCCUGGCUGCACGGCCGCCUGCACCAGUUCUUUGUGCCUGCCGCCGCACUCAACUCCUUCUUGUGCACCGGCCUCUCCUGCUACUCCCGUUUCCUGGAGCUGGAAAGCCCUGGGCUCAGUAAGGUUCUCCGCACAGCAGCCUUCACCUAUCCCUUCCUGUUCGACAACCUCCCACUCUUUUAUCGGCUCGGGCUGUGCUGGGGCAGGGGCCACAGCUGUGGGCAGGAGGCCCUGAGCACCAGCCAUGGCUACCACCUCUUCUGUGCGCUGCUCACUGGCUUCCUCUUCGCCUCCCACCUGCCUGAAAGGCUGGCACCAGGACGCUUUGACUACAUCGGCCACAGCCACCAGCUAUUCCACAUCUGUGCAGUGCUGGGCACCCACUUCCAGCUGGAGGCAGUGCUGGCUGAUAUGGGAUCACGCAGAGCCUGGCUGGCCACACAGGAACCUGCCCUGGGCCUGGCAGGCACAGUGGCCACACUGGUCUUGGCUGUAGCCGGGAACCUACUCAUCAUUGCUGCUUUCACGGCCUCCCUGCUUCGGGCCCCCGGUACAUGCCCUCUGCUGCAGGGUGGCCCACUGGAGGGGGGUACUCAGGCCAAACAACAGUGAAGCCCCAUCCCUGACCCUGCCCUGGAAGGGGCAGAGGCCAGGCCCCCGUGCUGAGGAGGAGCCCAGAGUUGUGCCUAAUCAGGUGGGGACACAUCUCAGCUUGGAACCAACAGGCGCUGAGGAGAGAGGGCAUAGGGGAGAGGGCAGAGGAGAGGAGGGGUGUCUAGGGGGAAUGGCAGAGUGUGAGAGGGACUGUGAGGGGGCUCUUGAUGGGAGUAGAGGAAGUGCUGAGGGUCUUGAGAGGGGAGAUGCAUGCGUGUCCAGGCUGAAGAUGCCCCCACAUUCUGUCAAAGGUUGGGGCCGGGAGGUGUUGGGGUCCUUUCAUCUGGCUCCAUUUCUGGUGCUCCUGAAGUCUCUGCUCAGCACAGGGAAGAACUAACACGACUAACCUAGGCCUACCCCAAAUGCUUCUUGCUAACCAGGCCGAGAAGCCACACACUUGCCCCCCAUCCCCACAAACCAGGUAAUGCCAGUUUGCCAGCAGCUAUUUGCCUAUAGAGAUGAGUCUGUCCUGGUCAUAACUGUGUACUCAAGGUGUCCAGGCUUUUGGGGGUGGGCCUAUCUGGGUGCAUUAUGGAUGGUUCAGUGGACUGAGGUGUGGGGAGGAGGGUCCUAGGCUAGAGGGGGGAUCCCUAGUUAAGACUUUAGGAAGCCACCUUCAAUGUUUUCUGGAACAAGGCAGGUACAAAUAAAAAAAUAAAACUUUGGAAAGCA